AUGGAGGUCGAUCUUGCCGAACCGAACGUCCGAAAAACCCAGAGUUUCAAAGUGCCCGAGGAUCACGACAAUGGAGCCCUAGUCAUCAAGCGUGCCCGCACCGAGCUGGUGCCGAAAGAGGAACGCGAAAGACGGCGCCGUCUCAAGGAGGCACACCGAGAUUAUGGCCGUGGCGGCAGGAUAGACACAAAGAGCAUCAAGGACAAGAAGUUGCGCCGCAAUCUCAAGGCCGUCGAGUCGAAGGCUAAAGAGGCCGUCAUCAAGGCGAAAGAGGCAGAGAUCUUGUUGGAGCACACCGAUGGCUUCUUGGAGCCUGAGACGGAGCUCGAGCGCACCUACAAGGUACGGCAAGAGGAUAUUUUGGACGGUGUCUCCGAAGUCACAGCCAAGAAGCGCUUCGAUUUAAAGCUGGAUCAGUUGGGCCCCUACGUAUUCGAAUACUCUCGCAAUGGGCGGGACCUGCUGCUCGGCGGCCGCAAAGGCCACAUAGCUACCAUGGACUGGCGUGAAGGCAAACUUGGUUGCGAAGUCCAGCUCGGCGAGACAGUGAGGGAUGUCACAUGGCUGCACAACAACCAGUUCUUCGCAGUCGCCCAGAAGAAGAAUGUUUACAUUUACGACUCGCAUGGCGUGGAGGUGCACAAUUUGCGUCAGCACCGGGAGGUCACACACAUGUCCUUCUUACCGUACCACUUCUUGCUCGCUACUCUGGGCACAUCUGGCUUCCUCAAAUACCAAGACACAUCGACCGGUCAGCUCGUGGCCGAGAUCCCCACCAAGCUUGGUUCUCCUGUUUCGCUAGGACAGAACCCUUACAACGGUAUCAUGCACGUCGGCCACCAGAAUGGCACUGUGACCUUGUGGUCUCCAAACAGCACCGAUCCCCUUGUCAAGCUGUUAGCACACAAGGGUCCAGUACGAUCUCUGGCGAUAGACAGAGAAGGACGGUAUAUGGUUUCCGGAGGUCAGGACAACAAGAUGGCGGUCUGGGACAUUCGUAUGUUCAAGCAAGUCCACAGCUAUUUCACAAGGCAACCGGCUUCUUCCAUUGCCAUUUCAGAUCGGGGUCUUACGGCUGUCGGAUGGGGCACCAAAACGACGAUAUGGAAGGGACUCUUCGACAAGCACAAGGCCGAGCAAGAAAAGGUGCAAAGCCCUUAUAUGGCAUGGGGCGGCGAAGGCAAGCGGAUAGAGAGAGUGAGGUGGUGUCCCUUUGAGGAUGUGCUCGGGCUUGGAACUGACGAGGGAUUCUCCUCCAUCAUUGUGCCUGGCGCGGGCGAGGCCAACUUUGAUGCUCUCGAGGUGAACCCCUUCGAGACUGCAAAGCAGAGACGGGAGAAGGAAGUCAAGUCGCUGCUGAACAAGCUUCCUGCCGAGAUGAUUGCGCUGGAUCCCAACUUCAUCGGAAACAUCGACUUGCGAUCGGAGAAGCAGCGACAAGAAGAGAGAGACCUCGAUGCAAAGCCUGUCGAUGUGGAGGAAGAAAUCCGGAAGCGUGCCCGUGGCAAGAACACGUCGUUCAAGAACUACAUGCGAAAGCAGCGGUCGAAAAACAUUAUCGACGAGAAGAGACUCAAGGUCGACGAAAUCUGGAAGGAGCACAUGCAGAAGAAGGACGAGAAGCACAAGGAGAAGCAGGCCGAGCUCGGCCCAGCGCUUUCUCGCUUCGCGCGGAAGGAGUAG
Molecule: messenger RNA, 1683 nt
Organism: Microdochium trichocladiopsis
Lineage: Eukaryota; Fungi; Ascomycota; Sordariomycetes; Xylariales; Microdochiaceae
Product: WD40-repeat-containing domain protein
Exons: 2
Coding region: 1-1683 (560 amino acids)
Biological process (GO): maturation of SSU-rRNA from tricistronic rRNA transcript (SSU-rRNA, 5.8S rRNA, LSU-rRNA)
Cellular component (GO): small-subunit processome; 90S preribosome; nucleolus
Molecular function (GO): protein binding
Source: RefSeq, a predicted model, not a curated record